Molecule: messenger RNA, 1083 nt
Organism: Motacilla alba alba
Lineage: Eukaryota; Metazoa; Chordata; Aves; Passeriformes; Motacillidae
Gene: IAPP
Product: islet amyloid polypeptide
Exons: 4
Coding region: 440-844 (134 amino acids)
Cellular component (GO): extracellular region
Molecular function (GO): hormone activity
Source: RefSeq, a predicted model, not a curated record
CUCCGUAACUUUUGUUCCCUUAUUUAGCCCUGGAAAACACCCACAGGGAAUAUUACCUCAGCAGCUCAUCGGGGCUGUAAAACUGGGGCUGUAAAACCUCUCUGAUGUGCAGGAUGCUAUUGCAGCACCUUCAGCAGGGCAUUCUGCACAGCCCAGGUGAACAUUUCCUGAUUCAAUAAUGACCCACCUGCCUCUGCUCCUCUCUGGGGCACUUUCUGUCUACAGGCACUGGAACUAACGGCAGUGUCUCUGUGCUGCCUGAUGUCAGAGCUGAGAAAGGUGUCAGGAUAUAUAAGAGCCAGAAAGGAAGAGGGGAAAGGAUACUCCAGAGCUAGAUGCAAGCCUGGAAUUGUUGCGUGCACACUUCUUGCUAACCAAGAGGGCUCGCUGGCUUCUCCAGUUGGAUCCGUGGCCACAACAAGAAAGUUUGGCAGGAAAGAUGUGCAACCUGAAGCUGUCAGUUUUCCUCAUUGCACUUUCUGUCACCCUGAGCUGUUUGGAGGCUACGCCUAUUGAGAGAUUACUGUCUGUGGCUGAUGAUCUCUCUGAUGGUGCUUCCAAGAGACAAGGAUGGAUGUUGCCUGUAAUGUCACAGAAUACACUCUCAGGACUCAGUGAGGAAAUGCCAGAACAACCAGCAGCAAAGACAAAAAGCCACCAGCUGGAGAAGAGGAAAUGCAACACGGCCACGUGCGUGACCCAGCGCCUGGCCGACUUCCUGGUGCGCUCCAGCAGCAGCGUGGGUGCCCUGUACCCACCCACCAACGUGGGCUCCAACACCUACGGCAAGAGGGACACGCCAGCGCCGCCAGGCACGGAGCCCCACAGCCACGCACAGCUCUAGGCGCUGCUGAGAAGCUCGGUUUUUAAUGUGUCUACAACCUCUCGGUGGUUUAUUACCUGUACGGUCUCAGCAGUGCCUUGUUUUCUGUGGGUGUGUGUGGCUUGUGCUCACCGUCGCCCUGUGCGUGUGCCAUGACAUGCACGGGCUGCUCCUUCAACUCCACUAAGAGCUCCAGAAAUCUGCUUGGGGAAUCCCUUUGUAAAAAUCCACCAUGAUAAUAAAUGGAAAAGUAAUUGCAA